UUGAGGAGUGACGCAAUUGCGGAUUUUCUAUCACCUUGUCGGCUCAAUUAUUAAGAAACCAUUACUCGGGCUUCGAUUUGAAGACGCAAUUUUGCAAGUAACACGCGUUUUUUAUCUACCCGUUGGUUCUUCACUUCCACGUUUGUCAUGAAGGAUUGGAGCCAAAGGGUACCCCUCGCGAAAGUGACUCAAUCGCCGGUGGACUUGCGGACUUUGGCAUCACGCUCUUUGCGGAUGAACGAGAUCUUCACUUAUAAAAGACUUGAAGCUUCUUCUUCGCACUGAAAAACAAAAUUCAAAUCCGCGGCACAUAUUUACAAUCUUUGAAUCAAACUCGACAGUUCGCGACGCCAUUCACCAUGAGCCAAUCCCCGCCCCGCCGGCGUAUUCGCCAGCUAAUACCACAGCUUCAUCUGGGAAAAUGGCCUACCGGUCCCCUAAACUCCAUUACUGAUGUUCCUGGUGUUCUAUCACACACAGAGUCCAUUCAUAACCCUCCCGGAAGCGAGGAGAAGUCUCCUGACAUCAAUACCGGUGUCACGGUUAUUUUGCCCCGGCCUGACUGGUACAAGUAUUCUAGCUUUGCCGGUUUCUUUAGCUUUAAUGGCUGCGGAGAGCUGACGUCGUCCCACUGGCUCAAUGAAACAGGGCUGUUGGCGUCACCAAUCGUCCUCACCACUACGUCCUCUGUUGGUGACGCGUACCGUGGAAUCCUGGAGUAUGCUGUUCAGUAUCACUCUAAUGAAGACAAAGAAGUUGAUCUGUUUCUUUUUCCAACCGUUGCGGAGACUUUCGAUGGUUACCUGAACGACCAAAGCAGAUUCGCCGUCACACCGCAGCAUAUCAUCAAGGGUAUUCGAAGCGCGACUGCUGAGGCUGUGAGGGAGGGUAACACUGGUGGCGGAACAGGCAUGAUUUGCCACAGGUUCAAGGGUGGUACUGGUUCGAGCAGUCGCGUCGUCAAGGGCUUUGACAUCGAUGGAAAUGCAAAGUCCUACACAGUCGGAGUGCUUGUCCAAGCCAACUAUGGUUCUCUAGACAACCUCCGUAUAGGAGGCGUCCCAGUAGGCCAAAUUCUCAAAGAGCAAGGGCAGACAACAACAGAACAGCUCAAGCCGGGAGAAAAAGAGCCGCGCAAAGAUGGCAGCAUUAUCGUCAUCGUUGGCACUGAUGCUCCGCUUCUUCCCGUCCAGCUGCAACGUUUAGCCAAGCGUGCUACCGUGGGCCUGGCCAAAGUUGGUGGAUAUGGAAGUAACACAUCGGGGGAUAUCUUCCUUGCCUUUUCCAACGCCAACGACAUUCCAGUUCAAGAACUUUCCAUGUCUGGCGCUCGUUCUGCUCACCCCCAUGUUCCACAACUCCUGGGUGUGAAAAUGUCAACCAAUGAUACCAUUGAUGGGUUGUUUGAGGCUGUUGCUGAUGCAACCGAGGAAGCUAUUUACAACGCACUCUGCAUGGCUGAGACGACGGUAGGCUUCAAAGGGAGAAGGGUUGAGGAGAUGGAUUUGGUUAAGGUAAAGGAGAUUGUUGAGAAGAGAUUGUAAUCUCAAGUUCGCCUUGUCAUCAGACCAUACGAUGGAAGGUUUGUUUUUGGGGCCAAAUAAUGCUACUCGACUAUUUACGGUUGAAGGGGAAAUCUGUGUAUCUGAUAAUAAUAAUAGGGACCUACAUGCUAUAAUUAUUUCUUUGUCGUGUUUUC
Molecule: messenger RNA, 1699 nt
Organism: Trichoderma harzianum CBS 226.95
Lineage: Eukaryota; Fungi; Ascomycota; Sordariomycetes; Hypocreales; Hypocreaceae
Exons: 1
Coding region: 360-1544 (394 amino acids)
Molecular function (GO): aminopeptidase activity
Source: RefSeq, a predicted model, not a curated record